Molecule: messenger RNA, 534 nt
Organism: Varanus komodoensis (Komodo dragon)
Lineage: Eukaryota; Metazoa; Chordata; Lepidosauria; Squamata; Varanidae
Gene: DYNLT5
Product: dynein light chain Tctex-type family member 5
Exons: 4
Coding region: 1-534 (177 amino acids)
Biological process (GO): microtubule-based movement
Cellular component (GO): cytoplasm; cytoplasmic dynein complex
Molecular function (GO): dynein intermediate chain binding
Source: RefSeq, a predicted model, not a curated record
AUGUCGGAUGUUUUGAAAGAUAAAGCAACCUGCUUUUUAAAGAAAAGAGGCAGCAUUUCCUCUUUUGGGAGUCAUGAGGUCAAGGCAAAAGAAUUCCUUGGAAAAAACAAAGACUCCAUAAGUACAGUGCCUUACAUGGAUGAGCCUGGCCACCAUGAUGAUACUCUUCGCCCUGCUGUUCAGAUGGAGAACACUUAUCAGCUGAGUCCUGCAAAAUGUUUUCCAGUGGCCACUGUGAAUAAUAUCUUGAAGGAUGUGGUAGCAAGUUAUCUUCAAGAAGAAAAAUAUGAAGCAGAGUUGUGCAGACAAAUGACAAAGACUAUCUCUGAGGUAAUUAAGGCUCGCAUAAAAGACCUGAUGAUACCAAGAUACAAAAUUAUUGUGGUCAUACAUAUUGGGCAAUUAGACAAGCAAAGCAUACAGAUCGGAAGCAGGUGCCUCUGGGAUACUACAAGUGAUACUUUUUGCUCAUAUGCCUUCAAAAAUAGAUCAUUGUUUGCCCUUGGAAAUGUCUAUGCAGUUUACUCUGAGUAG